UUUCCUUCGUGCGUCGCCGACUUGCCGCGCGCAAGUUGUGCCUGUCAGUGAGCCCGCGGACGCGAAACUAACCUAAUCUCGCGCCGCAUCUCGCGCAUUCGUGACGUUGCGUUGCGUUGCGUUGCGUUGCGUUGCGUGGUGUGUCCGUGUCGUGCUGCGUGUGCGUGCAUGCAUACUCUCAGCACGAUUUUCUUCCGCGUUUAUGCGUCAUUGACGUCACUGCUCGCCGAUUCAAUUCGCGCCGAUUUGGCCAAGCUCGAUCGGAAGUUUCUCGAUCUUCGCAGCUCGCGGAAGAGAAAGAGAGCAGCGGAGAAUCCGCCCGCAUCUCUUACGAGAUAUAUACCGUCACGUGACAGGAGCGCGUGAGCCGACGUGACUCUCGCGGUCCCGGAGAGGAUACUCGCGGGGCGACGAUAACGGUCGGUAGUGGACGAGGAGCGAAGAGGAGAGAAGAGGAGAGGAAAGCGGACCAGGGCGGAAACGAUCGUCGCGGAGAUUCCGGAGAGGCGAGCGGUAUCACCGCCGUUCUAUGCGGCAAGAUGAUGGAGACGCAGAAUUAUUGGGAGGACACCUCCGCGCACUCGAUGCAGGUGAAAUACGAGAGUCUGGAUGGUAGAUCCUGCAAGGACGAGAUAUACAGAAUGGGUAUAGGAGCUGGAUACUGCGAGGGCAACCUGAACUUCGCGACGGCCUCGGAGGAUGACGAGGUCUACACCAAGAAGAAGGUCUCUAGGCAAGAUCCGAUGUCACACAGGAUCAUCGAGAAGCGCAGAAGAGAUCGUAUGAACAACUGCUUAGCCGAUCUCAGUCGACUUAUACCUGCGGAAUACUUGAAGAAGGGUCGGGGCAGAGUCGAAAAGACAGAAAUCAUUGAGAUGGCGAUCCGCCACAUGAAGCAUCUUCAAGGCCUCCGGCAAGAUACCAAGCACUCGUCCGUGACGACGGUGCACACACAUCCUGAGGACAGCGUGGACAGCGUGUCUCAUUCGACCGCGGCCUCCACCGCGGCAGAGCAUUACAAGCUGGGAUUUCAGGAGUGUUUGAGCGAAACCAUGCAUUUCCUCAUCGAGGUCGAGGGUUUCUUCGCGAGGGAUACCCUCUUCGUACAGCUUAUCAAUCAUCUGCAGCAGCACUGCGACAAAAUCGUAGCCACCAGUGACCGAUUAGGCUUCCCACAUCCCGAGUUGCCAGUGAUGAAUGGAGCGAUGAAUGGCGCCGGCUAUUCGCACACGAGUAUUCCGACGAUAUGUCAGCCCAAUGGCGGUCACUCGGACCAUGGCUCGAGCUCAGGUGUGAGCUCAUUUGGCGAUCCGGAGCGCCCGCUGCUGCGACCGACGAUCGUGCCACCGCCAACGAUUGUAAGUGACGACAGCAAUCACAGCACCCACUCGCAUAGUACGCCACCCGGAGCUGGAACCGUCUCUUGUCGAGACCGACCGACCAAUUACAAGUUCAAGAGUUCGAUCAAGCAGAGGUUCUCGGCAGAGAGAGUAAAAUCGUGUUCACCACCAGUGUCGAACGGUGCCGGGCUGGAUAAACCGCCGUCUUCAUCGUCUCACGGGGUGCCAAUCUUCGCUCUGCACGACGCCGGAUCCUUCUACGUGCCACUGACAGUUGAGGCGUCCUUGAUCAGACCCCAUCUGAGCUUCAUUCCGGACACCGGACCCGACACCGUUUUACAUCCGGUUACGAUAUCAGUUAACUUCAAUCACUCGUCGCCGCCAGCGUGGUCGCAACACCACAGUCCCAUUCAUCAACAUCAGACAUAAAAGAGAGAGACGAGAACAGUUAAAAUGAAUCAUUCGUCAUCCGAUCGCUUGUAUCCAUCAUGAGCGAGAGAGAUGUAUUCUGUUCCAUCAACUUCGAUUACCAUCAGUAGACUGAUCUUUGAAUCAGUGCUCUAAUACACGAG
This is a messenger RNA of Acromyrmex echinatior (Panamanian leafcutter ant), 1912 nucleotides long. It is a transcript of the gene cwo, whose product is annotated as transcription factor cwo. The record is from RefSeq and is a predicted model, not a curated record. Gene Ontology annotation, molecular function: protein dimerization activity; DNA binding. Gene Ontology annotation, biological process: regulation of DNA-templated transcription. Lineage: Eukaryota; Metazoa; Arthropoda; Insecta; Hymenoptera; Formicidae.